AUGUUGUCGAGCUAUGUAAUGAGUAUAUUGAAUAACUCAUCCUUCUUCAUAGCUUAUGGUUUAUGUGUAAUACUAGUUAGUCUUUCGAUCCUAUUUAUCAUAGCUCGUGGCAUUGAAUUUGGUGAUGAAAAGAUACAAAAAAGGCUCACAUCGAUACUAAGUGGCUUCGUUUCCUCGAUUCUCUUCACUCAACCAUUGAAAAUCGUGGUAAUGGCUAUCUUCUUUACUUGUUUUUGUCGAAAAUCUCAAAAAGAUCGCGAAGCAAAUGAAUUCCUGGAUGAUGAUCAGAUUGGUCUAGAAGCAGAUGAAGACUAUUUUCACAAAACUAAGAAGAAGUCGAUGAUUACUCGUCCAUCUUCGUCAACAGCGUCUGAGAGAAAUUCAAAUGUGAACAGUCAUUCAAGAAAUCUUGAUGUAUUUUCUCAAUUCAAGUACGAACUAAUUGUAGAUGCCGAUGAUUGA
Adineta ricciae is the source of this 462-nucleotide messenger RNA. The record is from the annotation of a GenBank genome assembly. Lineage: Eukaryota; Metazoa; Rotifera; Eurotatoria; Adinetida; Adinetidae.